AUGGACACCCUGUACGCGGCCAGGGUGCACGGAAAAUGGCCAGAGUCGAUCAAUGUGGAGAAAACAGAGGUCGAGUUCGACACUAGCAAAGAUGAAGCGGCGGCCGCGACGCCGGCCGAGGUGAGGGCGUCGACCUCGAAGCGCGAGGCCAAGUCGGACGUCUGGGCGUACUUCCAGAAGGGCGACCUAACCGCGAUAUGCAAUUUGUGCGGCCGAGAAGUGCGCCACGGAGGCGGCACCACCAACGAAUCGGUGGUUUACUUCGAGGUUGAGGACCAGAUGAGGUUGGUGGGCAACGAGCCUCGGGCGUACUUCAUGGUCAACGAAGAUGGCACCGUGGAGAAGGCUCCUGCACCCCAAGCCAUGUCAUCGGGCAAGCCGAUUCUGGCACGAAUUUCUCCCAACUGUCCGACCAUUCCCAUGUACGUCGCUGCCCACUCUGAAUUCCGGCUGGGUCUGCGCUGCCGAUCGCCUCAGGUGCGCCUCCGCGGCUUCACCAUCAGCACCCAGACAUGCGACCCUUUCUUCUUGGCAAAUAUUCCGGGAGCCGCAGAAUGGCGUCCCCAGGAUGCGACGUAUCACGAGAGUGUCCGUCUUAUUGUGGAGGACGGAUUGCGGGAGUUGUUGGCCCUGGACUGGGAGGCCGAAGUCCCGUACGACGCAAAGGCCACUGUCGAGCUUGAGCAGCCUCUGCGCUGUGAAGGGCGCCACCUCGAGGUGGUCCUGCAGCUGAAGAAGGCUGGCUAUUACAAAUUCUACGACACCUCCAGCCUGAAACGCACCGAGGGUCUCGUCAGCAUCAAGUUUGCCCGAGUAGACUUGGCAGACCGCACCAUUUUUAAGAACAUUAUCUUCUAAUCUUUAAAGAUAUA
This is a messenger RNA of Neocloeon triangulifer, 872 nucleotides long. RefSeq lists its product as uncharacterized. The record is from RefSeq and is a predicted model, not a curated record. The transcript has 5 exons. Bases 1 to 858 code for a protein of 285 amino acids. Lineage: Eukaryota; Metazoa; Arthropoda; Insecta; Ephemeroptera; Baetidae.